AUGGCCAUCCCACACGGGGGUCGGCUUCGCCAUUUUUACGAACGGUGGACGCUGCUGUCGUCCGAUCCAUGGGUCCUACAGUCAGUUCGUGGGGUCCACCUCGACCUCCUGAGUGUUCCAGUUCAGUCUACAUGGCCUCAUCCACGCCCAUUGACAGCGGCGGAGACUGCGGCUGUGUCAGAGGAAGUCAGUUCCUUGGUGCAGAAGGAGGCGAUUUACGCCCUCCCCAGCAACACUCCACCCGGUUGGGUCAGCUCCAUCUUCGUGGUUCCGAAGGCUGGUGGGAAGCUGCGCCCGGUGGUCGACUUGCGGGCCCUGAACGGAUAUGUCCCGUAUCAUCAUUUCAAGAUGGAGGGCAUCGGCACCCUCCGGGACUUGCUCCAGCCUGGGGACUUCCUCACCCGGCUGGAUCUGAAGGAUGCGUACCUCACAGUGGCGAUGAGGGCCAGCGAUCGUCGUUUCCUUCGUUUCAGCUGGCAGGGAGUUCUGUACGAGUUCCGGUCACUCCCAUUCGGCCUGUCGUCAGCCCCCUGGACAUUCACCAAACUCCUCCAUCCGGUGGUGGCGACACUUCGCCAAUUCGGAAUCCGAGUGAUCAUCUAUUUGGACGAUCUGCUCAUCCUGGCGCAUUCGUUGCUGGCCGCUCGGGAAGCUACGGCGUCGGUUGUGCACCUGCUCUGCAGCCUCGGCUUUGUAAUCAACUUCAGCAAGUCGUGCCUGGUCCCUUCUCAGGAGACCACGUUUCUGGGUUUCCUGGUGUGUUCGACGACCAUGACAAUCCAGAUCUCACAGGAUCGCCGGGACAAGCUUCUGCGGACCUGCCGCCAGCUACUUCAGGCGGAUCGCACAACUGUCCGCGAGGUUGCCAGCGUGGUGGGCAUGAUGCAGUCAGCGUGGCCGGGAGUGUUGCCAGCACCUCUCCAUCUCCGGGGCUUGCAAGACUUGAAGAAUUCCGCUCGCCACGCAGCAUUGGCAUGGGAGUCUGCUCUGAUUCUGAACUCUGCGUCCAAGGAGGAUCUCCGCUGGUGGGUUCGUUUUCUGGACUCUUGGAACGGUCGUCCCGUGAAGGUCGAGUGUCCAGUGCUGACGAUUGCCUCGGAUGCCUCGUCCCAAGGGGGCGGCGGAGGUUGGGGCGCAGUCUGCGGGACGCAGACAACGGGUGGUCGUUGGUCUGCCGCGGAAUCUCGGCUCCACAUCAAUGCUCUGGAGCUCCUGGCCGGGACAUUUGCUGUCCAGUGCUUUGCCCGUCAUGUCCAGAAGGGUCUUGUGUUGCUUCAGAUGGACAAUCAGUGUGCUGUCGCGUACGUGAACCGCAUGGGCGGCACUCGGAGCCAGCGGUUGAAUUCGCUAGCCGCGGAACUGUGGCACUGGUGCCUGGCCCGCCAAAUCACCAUUCGUGCCGAGUACAUUCCCGGGGCCCUCAAUGUCAUAGCCGAUUUCUGGUCUCGCAAUCACAGUUCCUCAGAGUGGCAUCUGCUUCCUCAGGCGUUUGCCUUGCUGAAGACCCGAUAUGGAGGUUGCCACGUGGAUCUCUUUGCCACUCGGAUCAACACGCAGCUACCGGACUUUGUUUCGUGGCAUCCGGACCCACAGGCGGUGGCGACGGAUGCGUUCUCUCAGCCGUGGCAGGAGAUGGACGGGUAUGCGUUUCCUCCCUUCUGCCUGAUCGAUGGUGUCGGAGGCGCCGACGUUGCUACCACACGACAGGUCCCUGUUGACGGAUCCUCUCGGCAAUCCUCACCCAUUGAUGGCCAAUGCCCGCCUCCGCUUGGUCGCGUGGCCCAUCUCCGGCAUUCCUACUCUAUGUCAGGGUUUUCUGCAGCAGUGUCCGACCUCCUCGUUGCCUCCUGGCGGACCAACACCUCCCGUCACUAUGACAGCGCUUGGGCACUGUGGAGUCGCUGGUGUGCGCAGCGGUCGAUCGAUCCGCUUCGCCCCGCACUGACUCGUGUUCUCGAGUUCUUGUCCGACCAGUUCCAGGACGGUCGCGCGUUCCGCACUAUUUCUGGCUACCGGUCCGCUCUCUCUACCAUGCUCCCUCCCGUCGACGGCACAUCAGUUGGCUCUCACCCUACUGUGGUUCGGCUGCUCCGUGGUGCGUACAAUCUCCGCCCGCCUGCGCCUCGCUACACCUUCACAUGGGAUGUUCAGCUGGUGUUGGAUUUCUUGCGGUCAUGGCCAGAUGUGUCCGUUCUCAGUGACAAGCAGCUUACUCUGCGCCUUGCUAUGCUCCUGGCGCUUUCUGGUGCAUAUCGUUGUGGCGAGCUUUGUCUGCUCUCAAGUGUCUUUUCCCAGCUCUCCGAUGGCUCUGUCCGGCUCCCGCUCCUUGGUACUCGGAAGACCCAGCGUGUUGGUGAGCCUCUGCAGACGGUCCAGGUGUGCCCGUUCUCUGUUGCUGCCCUGUGUCCUGUUCAGCAUCUGCUUGAGUAUGGCCGUCGAUCUGCCGUGUGGCGGCUAGAUGGCUCUGGUCCUUUGCUGCUCUCGUUUCGUAAGCCGCAUAAGCCUGUCUCUUCUCCCACCGUUGCCCGUUGGUUGAAGGAGGUGCUUGGUCUCGCUGGCAUUGAUACUGCUCAGUUCUCGGCUCAUUCUUCCCGUGGCGCGGCCACAUCUGCUGCUGCCCGUGCCGGUGUCUCUACUGCUGUUAUCUUGGCAGCUGCUGAUUGGAAGCGUGCUACUACAUUUCGCCGCUUCUACUGCCGUGAUGUCACCCCGCCGGCUGACUGCUUUAGUGCUGCGGUUCUGCGCUCUGCUACCGCUUAA
Messenger RNA from Sycon ciliatum, 2760 nucleotides. RefSeq lists its product as uncharacterized. Gene Ontology annotation, biological process: DNA integration; DNA recombination. The record is from RefSeq and is a predicted model, not a curated record. Lineage: Eukaryota; Metazoa; Porifera; Calcarea; Leucosolenida; Sycettidae. Bases 1 to 2760 code for a protein of 919 amino acids. The transcript has 2 exons. Gene Ontology annotation, molecular function: DNA binding.